This is a messenger RNA of Verticillium dahliae VdLs.17, 441 nucleotides long. RefSeq lists its product as uncharacterized. Bases 1 to 441 code for a protein of 146 amino acids. The transcript has a single exon. The record is from RefSeq and is a predicted model, not a curated record. Lineage: Eukaryota; Fungi; Ascomycota; Sordariomycetes; Glomerellales; Plectosphaerellaceae.
AUGGCCAGAAUGCUGGACGCGUUGCCACUACGGCAACACAUAAUCCUUACUAGGAACUCGGCAGCAACGCACAAGCAGCUGGUUGAUAACACCAUCAGUCAACACAGGCAGACAUUCGGUGCAUUCAUGCGCAUCCGGCGAGCUACGCAGCAGUGGGACACCAGUCACAAUUCGCGGGAGUCAGAAAGCAGCCGGUUCAGGGGUCCACACCGCGCCGCAUCAAUCAACGCUCACUAUCAUGCGCCACAUAGGCGGUCACAAAUGAGCGACUCGCCCGCCUCAAGCCCCAUGACCUCUUCCGGUCCUAGCGGUCCCAAACCCGUGCUUUGCACCAGCCCGGUGGAGCUACACAUGGUUCGGCCCGGCCCCACCAGUCCGUCUCUCGACGUGCAGUGGACCCUGGCGGACGGGCUGAACGCUGCGGCCGCGACGCGGUCUUGA